AUGCCUGCUUCGAUCAAUCCUAUUAUUCCUGGCUUCGCCCCAGACCCGUCUAUUGUCAAAGUAGACGAUUGGUUCUUUCUGGUCAACUCCAGCUUCCACCUUUUCCCUGGACUGCCUAUCUUCGCGUCGCAGGAUCUGUUGUCUUGGAAACAGAUCGGAAAUGCCAUCAAUCGUCCAACCCAAUUGAGCCUGAAAGUGUCCGAUACACAGCUACACCCGCAGAAAGAUACAGGCGACGUGCUGGUCGCAACAGGCGGAUUAUAUGCACCUACAAUCCGUCACCAUAACGGAACCUUCUACAUUGUAUGCACCAACGUGAUCCGGACCCCCCAGGGAGACAACGGCGUCAACUUUAUCAUCUCCACCCGCGAUAUCUGGUCCGAUGAGUGGAGCGACCCCGUCUAUUUUGAGUUCAAAGGCAUCGACCCGAGCAUCCUGUUCGACGACGAUGGACGAACCUACAUCCAUGGCUCGGCGGCUCCCGGACCGUACACGACCAUCAAUCUCUUCGAGGUCGAUCUCCAGACAGGCGCCAAGCUCUCGGACGAGAGGACGAUUUGGCGUGGCACUGGUGGCAUCUACCCCGAGGGACCGCAUCUGUACAAGCGGAACGGGUGGUACUACGUCCUCAUCGCCGAAGGUGGGACCCAUGGAGGGCAUAUUGUGACCAUGGCACGAUCCAGGGACAUCUGGGGCCCGUACGAAGAAUGUCCGCAGAAUCCGAUCCUCACCGCGCGCGACACCGACGAGUACAUCCAGUACACGGGACACGCAGACCUCUUUCGGGAUGGGGAGGGACAAUGGUGGUGUGUAUGCCUGGGUGUGCGCAGGGAUCAACGGGGGCGUUUCAUCAUGGGCCGGGAGACAUUCCUGACGCGUGGCAACUGGGACGGCGACUGGCCAGUCCUCGACCAAGUCAAAUCGACUCCAAAUGGCAUGUCCGAUGCAGAGAGCUCAAAGCUCGCCGUCAUGCCCGGGUUGGACUAUGUUCGCAUUCGAGAUGUGGUGCAGGAAAACUACCACAUAGAUGACGCUGCUGGAUCCAUCACAAUGAAAGCCUCGCCAGUCGACCUUUCCGACCCUCAGCUCAGUCCCAGCUUUGUCGGCAAACGACAACGUCUUUUGGAUGGUUCGAGUAGUGUGACUGUGCAGGGUAUUGAUACCAAGUGGACCCCUGCCCGGGCCCAAGCUGGAUUGGUUUGCUACAAGGAUGAGCAUCGGUACCUGCGAAUCUUCUUUGAUGCGGAUACCCUGGCUAUUGUCGUGGAACUGGUCAAUAAAGCAAAGGAGGUUGUCCAACGCGAACAACAUGAACUUGGUAGCCUUCCUGAACGGGUAUCCUUCCGAAUGGAGUACACCGAGCAAGAGUACCGGUUACUUUAUUCUCUCGAGAAGGGCAAUAUGGCGAUUUGGAAGUGUGUAUCUGUCGUUGACACGCUGGAACUGACGGGUCCUGACUUUACUGGGCCGGUCAUUGGGGUAUACGCGGUGGCCCAGACAGACGAUAUGCCUGCCGAGUUUCGAGAUUUGAACAUCGAAUAG
Molecule: messenger RNA, 1542 nt
Organism: Aspergillus clavatus NRRL 1
Lineage: Eukaryota; Fungi; Ascomycota; Eurotiomycetes; Eurotiales; Aspergillaceae
Product: putative xylosidase/arabinosidase
Exons: 2
Coding region: 1-1542 (513 amino acids)
Biological process (GO): carbohydrate metabolic process
Molecular function (GO): hydrolase activity, hydrolyzing O-glycosyl compounds
Source: RefSeq, a predicted model, not a curated record